UGGAUUGUUUGCAGUUUGGUAUAAUCCAUUUAUUUAAGUGCUUCGACACAUGUUAAUGACGCAACCUGGAGUGAAAAAAAUUGCGAUAUAACAAUUUUCACCGAUGUGUAUAACAUAAUGUUGUUGCAGAUAAGUUGGAUGUGGAUUGGAUUACACAUGUGUUGAUGAGCAACCAGCGAAGUACAACAGCAAUAAAGGGGAAACGCAAAACGCGCCAUUUCAUUUGAACAAUUUCGUAUAUGCCGUUGAACACAAGUUUCAUUACAUCUACCAUUUUAAUAAAUGUGUGGUAAAAUAAGUAUACACCAGCAUAUGUUUAAUGUCUAAGGAAUGACAAAAAUGCUGACAUUCGUAUCUUCAUCCGACCGACGAUUAAAACCUUAUGGUUUAAAUUGAUAAAGUAAUAAUUUGCAUAAAACUCUUUUUAAAGAGACUCUGUUGCACGAAGCUACGCAACUUAAGACACACGUUUGCUUUCCGAAUAUUAUGACGACUAAAUAUUAUUAUGAUUAACAAUAACAAAUCGUCGAAAAAUCAAUAAAAAAAUCAAAAUUGUAAAACGUUUCAUGUAUGAAGUCUUUUGAAACCAAAAGAAAACAGCUUCAAAUAGCAUUAAUAUUCUUUAAGGACAUUUCAUAAGACAAGCAUGAGAAUUUCAAAAGUUUAAUUAUCUCUUGAAGCUACACUUGAACGUUUAACAUACAAAAUAAAAGCUCAAUAAUUAAUGAAGACAGAUUGAUCGUUUAAGAAAUGAAAAGUGAUAAAAUAAUCUUUCAAAAAUGGAAUAGAAGUUAAUGAUCAUUCCAAUUUGCUUUACAAAACAACAAUCGUUUACAAAUGGAAAAAAUGCGAAAUUUAAAAAAAAAUGAUUCCAGCCGAAAUUGAUGUUCAAGCAAUGGAUUCGGAGUCUGGUACAGACAUGCGUGCUAUUGAGCUGCUUAAUGCAAUUAAAUCGGCGGUUCAACAAAAAAGGUCAAAACGUUCUUUCAAGCUGCCAAAUAUUAAAAUAAACAAGCAUCGCCCUAGAUUGAUCAUCAAGGGAAAUAACAACUGGCAUCAGCAGAGCAUGUAUUCAGAAGACGAGGGCAAUUUUCCAGACAACAUCAUAGAAACAGUUGCGCGCGCAAACACGAUCGCCACAGAUCAUGCGCAAGUCUUACCGGAAAUCCGUGCGGCGCCAUGUCAAAUCUACACCAAACGACAGGAAAAUGGCAGAGCUUUAAACACAGACAUUCCUUCCCCUCGACGACAAAAACAUUCGCAGUUAACACAUCAAGCAAAUAACACAUCUAGUCAACAAACGCAAGGAGAUGAUAAGACUAUUAAUGUGAGACUACCAGAACAAUUUUCGACCAAACCGCCGCCGAUAUUGCCUAAAAAAAUGUCGUCAAAGGAGUUUGUUAAGACAUGGCUAGUUCACGGAUCUGAUCCACAGGGAAACAAUCAUUUCCCGGAAAUAAUCCCGAAUCCUAUUAAGACUAGGAAAAGUAAAUCAAAAUCAAAAUCCAGAAUUGCUAAAGCCAGUAUUGUGGACUAAGAAGUAACAGUCUUGUUGCGUACUGUAUAUUGCUUUAAUCUAGACGCAAUUGAGGAAUUGUCUAUAUAUGUUAUUUAUCUUUUAUCAGUUGAUUAGUGAAAAAAAAAUGCACAUUU
This is a messenger RNA of Dreissena polymorpha, 1653 nucleotides long. RefSeq lists its product as uncharacterized. The transcript is spliced from 2 exons. Bases 866 to 1537 code for a protein of 223 amino acids. The record is from RefSeq and is a predicted model, not a curated record. NCBI's taxonomy places the organism in Eukaryota, Metazoa, Mollusca, Bivalvia, Myida, Dreissenidae.